This is a messenger RNA of Dipodomys ordii (Ord's kangaroo rat), 1915 nucleotides long. RefSeq names its product TNFRSF1A-associated via death domain (gene Tradd). Gene Ontology annotation, molecular function: transmembrane receptor protein tyrosine kinase adaptor activity. Gene Ontology annotation, biological process: positive regulation of canonical NF-kappaB signal transduction; extrinsic apoptotic signaling pathway. The transcript is spliced from 5 exons. Lineage: Eukaryota; Metazoa; Chordata; Mammalia; Rodentia; Heteromyidae. Gene Ontology annotation, cellular component: tumor necrosis factor receptor superfamily complex. The record is from RefSeq and is a predicted model, not a curated record. The coding region runs from base 77 to 1006 and encodes 309 amino acids.
GCGGCGCGGGGAGCAGAGCCAAGCGUGGCGGGCGUGGGAGCCCAGGCCCUGCCGAGGCGGGCGGCCAGGAGGCAAGAUGGCAGCUGGGCCAAAUGGGCAUGAAGAAUGGGUGGGCAGCGCAUACCUGUUUUUGGAGUCAUCACUGGACAAGGUGGACCUGGCCGAAGCCUAUGCACACCCUGAGAAGAAGGUGGCCGUGUUCAGGGCUCUGCAGACAGCAUUGGCAGAGAGCUCCGAGAGCCCCGACGUGCUGCAGAUACUCAAGAUCCACCGCGGCGAUCCGCAGCUGAUAGUGCAGCUGCGCUUCUGCGGGCGCCAGUGCUGCGCUCGCUUCCUCCGCGCCUACCGCGAGGGGGCGCUGCGCGCCGCGCUGCGCCAGUGCUUGGCGCAGGCGCUCUCCCGGCCCUCCCUGCAGCUACAGCUGGAACUGCGCGCGGGCACCGAGCUGCUGGACGCGUCGCUGACCGAUGAGGAGCGCUGUUUGAAUUGCAUCUUAGCCCAGAAGCCGGACCGUCUCAGGGAUGAGGAGCUCACCGAGCUGGAGGAUGCACUGCGCAAUCUGACCUGCAGCUCCCCGGGCCAGAGUGACCAUGUGGGGGUCACUCCUGCUCUCUCAGAGUUCCCGAUCCCCUCUCCGCCAGAGGAGAAGCCGCCGCCCCAGUCUGACCAGACUUUUCUGUUCCAGGGUCAGCACAUAGUGAAUCGGCCCCUGAGCCUGCAGGACCAACAGAAGUUCGCCCGCUCAGUGGGCCUCAAGUGGCGCAGGGUGGGGCGCUCAUUGCAGCGCGACUGCCGGGCUCUGCGCGACCCCGCACUGGACACGCUGGCCUAUGAGUACGAGCGUGAGGGGCUCUACGAGCAGGCCUUCCAGCUGCUGAGGCGCUUCGUGCAGGCCGAGGGCCGUCGGGCCACGCUGCAGCGUCUGGUGGAGGCGCUGGAGGAGAACGAGCUCACCAGUCUGGCUGAGGAUCUGCUAGGCCUGGCGGAUCCCAAUGGCCUGGUCUAGGCCCGGUACCGAGGAAGACGCAGUGUGCCAGGGCUUGACGCCUGCCUGAUGGCUCCAGGGUCCUUUCUAUUUCUACUGUUGUUACUGCUGCUCCCCUUCCAUCCACGGAACUCAGAGUAUAUACACACACACCAUCAGGGAACUGUUAGAGCAUCUGGGACACAGUUGAUAGCCUGGGCCAGAAGCUAGAUAGCACCCAUUGAGCUCCCCCGCCCCCUACGGUGCAUCAUUGGCCCAUUCUGCUCCAGAUUCUUUGAUGGUGACAGAAUGUAGAGGCUUCUGCCCUCCCCUCACUCCUCCUCUCUGCACCGCAACUUAUCAAACACCUGAAUCACGGCUAGGUGUGGUAGCUAAUGCUGUCGUUCCGUUGAUCCCAGUACUUCAGAGGUUGAAGCAGGAGGAUGAGCUGCAUUAGACUGGGUCUCAAAAACAAACACCUGGACCUUCAGAGUACUAGGCAUCACCUCAAUUGAGGAAGAUACAGGAGUCCUGCAGUUCCUCAGUCACACCCAGUAUGGGACUGAAGCACACAGCAGUCCUCAUGAAGUGUAGUCAUUUUGCACGUGCAGAGAUCUGGAAGAGAUGAGGGUGAGCAGGAGGGAGCGGGGGGGGGGGGGACUUUUUCCAAGGACAGUGUUUUAGGCACAGCAGACUCAGGUGGAAUGCAGCUGGCUCAAGUAGGGGUUUUGUGGGAGGCGCAUUCCAACAGACAUCAACUUUUGAAUGGUUGGAUGGGGGAGGGAUUGAUGAGUAACACGUGAGGGAUUAAGUAGUCUGAUGAACCAUUUUUACCACUUGGGUUCUAAAACAAUCUUGUUUUAAUUGUGUCUGAUCCCUUGGGCUUGAAUUAGAAAAGAAAAAUUCCAAAUACAUUGCUAGGGAAAUUUCACAGUAAAACGGGCUCUCAGA